AUGGCGGAUCCAGGCUCUCCGAUGUCGCCUCCCUCGCCGAACCCGCCGUCCUCCAAGGGCGCGGCUGACUCCUUCGAGGAAAGGCCGACCGUCGCGACCAUGAGACCGCCUAGACCAGAAGUCCUCUGGAAGAAACAUGAUCGAAAAGCCAUGAAGACUGGUCAGCGAGGAACCAUCUACUGGGUUGGCAAACAGAUCAUCGCAGAGGACUGCUCACGCCUGGCCCUGGGGCGAGCGCUCUGUGAAGUUUCCGCUCAGGAUGGCUCCAAGACUGGGCAGGUGGAGAAAGGAGCUAGCUACCAGGGCGAGUGGGAUAACAACGAGAAAAACGGCUAUGGCGUGCAGGUGUUCCCGAACGGCCAAAAGUACGAGGGCCAAUGGGCGAACGGGAUGCGGCUCGCGUCUGAGACAGAUCCGGCAGUCUGGAAUUUGAUGCUGAAGCUCUGGAGUGUAUCCGCCAGGAACGGCGAAGGAACUCUUUGGGUGCCUUUCGGCAAGGCGAAGAAGCUUCGCAAGCUGUAUGUCGGCGGCUGGAAGAACGACAAGCGACACGGUCGUGGCACGUGCUUCUUCAAGGACGGGCAGUUCUUCCAGGGUGACUGGACGCAGGGCAAGAUGAACGGCCAGGGCCUGCUUCGAUACAGCAACGGCGACCUGUACAUAGGCGAGUGGAGCAACGGCCUUCGAUCUGGGCAAGGAACCUUGACAAAGGCAAACGGUGACUGCUACGAGGGCUUUUGGCUCAAUGACAAGAGAGAAGGUAGCGGAUCCUACUUUUAUGCCGAGAGCGGGAAGGUCUUCGUCGGAGAGUGGGUAAACGACCUGCCCAAGGUUGCAGAUGGCCCGGACCUUCGCGUUGCCUCGGUGGUUUUUCGACUUCUCAAGGAACACCCCGACUGCAUCGACCUCUGCGAUUUGUACCUGGGCAGACAUGGCCAGCAGGUGGAAAGCCUCUGCCGACAAGUGCUGCUACGUGGCCCCUUUGCACAUAUUGUAGAGGUGGGUGCUGGAAAAGGUCUCCUUGGACGCGUGCUUCAGGAGCUUAUGCCGGGAUCCUCUUUAACCAACCUGGAGAUCAAUUCCGGUCAUGGCGGGUUCGACCGUGACGACACCGAGCGGAUCGUGCUUGACGUCCGCGAGUCAUCCCGUGUGCUGGAGCUGUUGCAAAGUCUGACAUCGGGUCGCAUAUGCGUCGUGGCGAAGCAUUUAUGUGGUGCUGCGACUGAUGCACUGCUCCAGACCCUGGCGUCCUGUCCUGUGGCGAAUGCGAUCCUGAUUGCUCCGUGCUGCCACUCAAAAAUCCAACAUCUCGAAGAGUACUCGAAUUCAGACUUCCUUCGUGAGCGAUGCUUCUCAGCCAGUGAGUGGCCGAUGCUCAUCAAGUUACUCGCUGUGGCGCGACUGAAAUUUGACCAGGAUGCUAGUGGCAGUGGCUCUGCAUCUGACAAAUCCUUCAAGAGCUGGCAGCGUUGGGAACAUACCUUUGGUGGCAGGAAGGAAAUGAUUGAGAUCGGGCGUGAGGUGAGACAACUGCUUGAGGCAGGUCGUGCGCAGAUUCUCGAGGAGCUGGGUUACAGCACGGAGCUGCUGCAGUACGCUCCUGCACACACCACCUCUGAGAACUUGGUCAUCGUAGCCGAGAAGCCCGCCGUGGCAGCCGUAGCCGUGAGCAGCCCGAAAGGAUUAAAUGCACUGCCCAAAGUCGGAGUGCUGCUGGAGGCUCCCAGUGCCGCCCUGCGUGUGGCCCAGUUUCUCGUGGAAGUCCGAGGGCAGGUUCUGGACAACACGGAUGUGCUGCCCUUCUUGGCCGCCUUUGCGUGCUCAGACGACUCAGUGGCGGUGAUUGGCAAGGACGUGCUGGAGGUUAUUUCGGCUCUUCGCGAGCAUGCCCUUCUGAUGGUGCAGCUGAGAGUCGUGACUCGAAUCUAUCCGUUCAAUUUUGCUGUGGGUUCGCUGGAAGAGGUGCCUUUGCAGCCACAAGGAGUCGAACCACCCUUCCGUUUGGCGGUCUCCCCUCGUGCAUUGCUCGACGGGGUUCUUGCAAAGGCAACGGAUCAAGGCGUUGAACUCUCUCCACAGCACUUCAAUGCUUCGAUCACGGUCCGUCGGCUUUGGGACGGGAGCCUCGGUGUCGCCUGCCUUCCUCGAAGUGUAUGGCACCCAGGCGAGGAGCCUCAAAGCUGGACUCUGGGCUCCGACGACUCCGACGGUUUGCAAGAGAGGAAGCUGUCGUCUUUGCAUCGCUUGCGCUUCCGACUCCAAGAAUGGCAGCAAAGGCUUGGCGUCAGCCUCCGCGGUCAGCGUGCUCGUGUGCACAGCCCUCAAGCAGAAUGGCUACAGGCCCUUCAGAUGGAAGGCGUGCAAGUCGUGUCAGGAGAGGUGGAUGCCGACGUGCUGGUCGUGGACUGCGGGCGCUCGUUCCCAAGAGGUUUCGAGGACUUCAAGCAGUGCACCGCGCAGAUGGCACUGGCUAUCGUUCCGGUCGCAGAAGGACGGGGCGGCAGAGCAGCUCGAGCGUCGCAGGUGCUGGUCGAGGUGAGCAAGGUUGUCGGCAAGAUCGGAACUAGAAUGAGUGCCCACCAUCUCUUAAGCAAUCGUGACCAAGAGCGCACAGCUGGGGUCUACACGCAAGCGAACUCGAAUCCGGAGCAGGCCACGCCGGCCCGUCCCGCAGACUACGAUUCUGCCUUCGCUGAUGCUGGCCUUCCCCAACGAGGCAGAGUACCCAUUGCCAAGUUGCAUAUCUGCUUCCUGUCACAAGCUGGCGGCAAAGCGCCGGGUGAGGAUGUCAGGAGUAACAGUUCAGAGCAGCGUGUGCAGGUCGACGAGGCAGAGGACGAGUACGGCCAUGAAGUGGUGCGGAUUUUCCUCGCACGCAUCCGUCGAUGGACGGAGCAGUUCAAGAGUCGUGAGAUGUGGGGUGAAACUUCCGCAAUGGCAAACUCGGGGCAGUCGACAAUGCCGUUCGUCUUCGUGGCUCCAGAGAUGAUAGCGCAGGACAUCAGCGCCCUCAUCCGGUCGCCCACGGACUGGAGGUGGCCCGCGGCGGCCCAUGACCUCUUCGCUGCCGGUCGCAGGGAUGGUCAUCUCAGCUUUCCGACUUUGACUUCCACCUUGGCAUUGCCAUCAAAGGCGCAGCAGCUGCUGAGACAGAGGAAGAAGAUGGCCAAGCAAGAGGUAAAUGAGGUCAUGAAGUUUGACGAUGCUUUCGACAUGGCCAAGAUACGGGCGGUACAGCGUACUGCAGCGGAGAGGAAGAUGCUGAGCCAGCUGCCGAUUCAGGUAGGGAACAGCGGAUCUCCCAUGUGCGUCAGAGAGCUGCUCGGACUGCGGAAGAUCUCCAGCACGAGCCUCUUCAGCCGCCGGAAGUCCAACGACUCCCUGUGGGGCUCUAUGGUGCUGUCCAAGAUCCCGGGCAGCAAGGAAGAAGCCGAGUCCGAGAAGAUCAUGGAGGGUCGGCGAAAAAGUUCCAUCAAGCAAAGUUUCAACUCUUUUGGUGAUGUGGUCGUUGCGGCACAAGCAGCAGCUCGCAAAGAUCUCCUGGACAGCUCGCCGCGAUCUGUGAAAGGAGGCGAAUCACGGCGGAACUCUCUGAGAAGAGGAUCCAUUGCUGAAGAAACUGUGGCCAGGCUUCUGCGCCGCAGUGCCUUCAACAACGCAGAUUUGAAGGAUCAGUUCGAGUUGAAGGAGAUCUUAGAUCCGCCGGCUCCCGCCGAGAUGUACACCCGCUUCAAGGUGGAGGACAUCUCCAGCUUUCCAGCAUCCGAGCAGGAGCGAAUCAGGGAGGCCUUCUAUCGCUUCAAGAGUAUUGGUAGUUCGGACAUUGAUGUCGACGACCUUGAAAAGGCGUUGAUUCAUCUGGGUUACCUCAAAAUUGAUGCCCAGGUAAUCAUGGAAAUCACCCAGAAGCUGACAAAGUUUGCUACCCUCGACUACGAGGAGUACCUCCGCUUCGUGGGGCAGUAUACAUCUUUUGAGCGGGCCGAGGUUCAGCGAGUUUUCCGAGAGUUUGACGAAGAUGGAUCGGGCUCUUUGGAUACAGAAGAGAUCGAGGGUGUCAUGCGCUCCUUCAGCAUCACGCCCUUCAAAGCCACGGUCGAAGCUGCCAUUGCUGUGGUCGACGAGGACCACACUGGCACAGUUGAGUUCCACGAGUUCGUCCAUCUGCUCACGGUCUACAAGAAGACGGAAGGCUUCUCACAAGCAGAGGUCAAAGAUCUGUAUGCCGUCUUCUACAAAUUCGCGGUCCCCGUCUCGGACUCCAAGCUUCGCGAGGUGCCGGAAUCCGAGAUGCGGAAUGCACUGAUGAACUUGUUUGGCCCCCAGACGCUUAGCGUGGGAGUGAAGCUGGUGAACGAGGUCCUGGUGAAGAUACAAAAGAAGAAGGAAGAAAAGGCCGCCAAGCGAGCUCUGUCUCGGCAGCAAGGAGGUCCGGAGCAGGGGAUGAAGUUCCGCGAGUUCUUGGUGUGGGCGAGAUGUCUCAGAGAGGCUGAGAUCACCGCGUACAGGCGCAAGUUCGACAAGGUGGACUAUACAAAAUCAGGCCUCCUGAUGCAGGAGAACCUGAAAGAGGCUUUUCAUCACAUUGGCUACACUGCCUUGCGGCCAGAGGUAGAGGACCUCCUGGAGCGCCGAAAAGUGUCCAAGGAUGACAUGAUCGAUUUCGAAUGUUUUGUCAACCUUGUUCAAGAUUUCUGCCGCACAGAUGGGUUCAGCCGUCGCGAUGUCGACGAGUUUUUCGAGGUGUUCCGUGCUUUCGACACCGAAGGCUCCGGCGAAGUUGGUGUCCUGGAGGUCGCCUCCAUGCUGCGCUGGCUGGGCUUCAGCAUAGAGUUGGACGUGGCCAACAGCUACUUCCAGUCCGUGAACUUGGAUGGUGCAGACCGGAUGGGCUUCGCGGAGUUUCUACGUCUGAUGCGGUUGCACCGCGAUGAUUGCCUCGGCCACAUGCAGGAGGUCUUCGACCGCAACUGCGAACAGGAACUUGUGCUGAAGCAGGACUGUUUGAAGCAGGUGCUUACGCAAAUGGAUCGGCGCGUCAGCGUCAACGUGAUAAGCCAGUGCUUGCAAGGCGUCAGGGACGCACGUUACAUCGAUUUCGAUGACUUCGUGCAGGUGACUGACAAUAUGCGGCGGCAUAUCCUGAGCCAGAUGCGGAAGCAGGCGGGCUUCACAGAUGACGAGGUGCGAACCUUCCAGCAGGCCUUCGAGAAGUAUGAUACCGAUGGAAAUCGGAAGCUGACGCGGGACGAGAUGCCACCUCUUCUGGCGGACUUAAAGAUUGAUCUUCGCACGGUGGACGAUCAGAGGCACUUCGUUCGCGUGCUUGAAGACGCUCGCCUUUCUGCCCGCCGAGGAGGCGCAAGUGAGGAAGAGGUGGGGGUUCCUGGUGCUCCCGGCAUCACUUUCUGGAAUUUCGUACACUUCCUGCGCGUCCUCCAGACAGAAGAAGACAUCAAGACGGUACAAAGCCAGGCAAUGUUGCACCUCUUUUCUGAGAAAGAGCAGGAUGAGCUUCGUGCCGUCUUCAAUACGUGGUGCACGCUUUCCACAGAUGCUCACUCAAAUGCAGAGGCGGACUCGGACAUCGAAGGCAUCACCGAACCCAGCUUGGAGAGGAGCCCAUCAGAAGCAGUUGCGCAGUCGGAGCUGAAGCUCCCCUUCAAGCGUCUCUGGAAGCUCCUGCGUGAGCUCGGCGUGCCCCUGACGCCAACCCACUUGAAGCUGCUUAAGGCCAGAGCAGCACUUGAUGCAGAAAACGCUUUGCCUGUCGAGCAGCGUGGAAGCUACAUCGAUUCCAGCGGGUUUUUGCGGCUUCUGUCCUGGAUGCUGGACACCGACUUCGCCGGCAUCCGAGAAAGAUCUGAAGAACUAGCAGAGAACCCAUAUCCGGAAGAAGGCUGA
Messenger RNA from Symbiodinium sp. CCMP2592, 5904 nucleotides. NCBI's taxonomy places the organism in Eukaryota, Dinophyceae, Suessiales, Symbiodiniaceae. The record is from the annotation of a GenBank genome assembly.